Molecule: messenger RNA, 6183 nt
Organism: Mobula hypostoma (lesser devil ray)
Lineage: Eukaryota; Metazoa; Chordata; Chondrichthyes; Myliobatiformes; Myliobatidae
Product: zinc finger protein 208-like
Exons: 4
Coding region: 522-3473 (983 amino acids)
Biological process (GO): regulation of gene expression
Cellular component (GO): nucleus
Source: RefSeq, a predicted model, not a curated record
AAUAAGCAAAGGAUCUGUGUGUGGGAAUCCCAGAGUGAAGAUCAGUCACAUCAGAUCUGCGGUGUCAUUUCAGCAGAGGAGAUGGUUGUCUGUUUAAUUUCUGAGAAGAGGUUACAGACUCCAGUAAGGCAGUGAGAUUUACACCCCUAAAUGAUUGAUCAUAGCCAGAAAAGAUAGCUCUCCAACUGAAGCAAGGAGAAAUCAAACAUGUUGGGUGGGGAAAGAUUUUGAUGAAUCAACCUGGUAGGGAAUAUUGUAAAUGAUCUUCAAGUAUCUCAAGGACUGAUCAACUAUUUUCCUGAUCAAAGUAAGAUAUCACUUGUCAUUCCCUGGAAAAGGGACAGUUUCCCUAUAGCAACUGGAAAUUUUGCAUCCGUUUUGUGGAUGAAAUGAAAUUCUCUGUUUAAAUGUCCCGUUGAAACUCUUUGUUUUGAACAUUGACCUGGCAAUCUGAAGACGCACCAGCACAUCUCCACUGGAGAUACGAUAUUCGACUGCUCCAAGCGUGGGAAGGAUUCACCAUGUCAUCUGAUAUGGUAACAAUUCAGCAAGUUCACACUGAGAAAAGGCCGAUUACCUGCUCUGAGUGCGGGAAGGGGUUUACUCAUUCAUCCAAACUGAAGAGACACCAGCAGGUUCACACCAAGGAGAGGCCAUUCACUUGCCCAGAAUGUGGGCAGGGAUUCGCACAUUCAUCUGAGCUGCUGAUUCACCAGCGAAUUCACAUGGGGGGGAGCGUAUUCACCUGCUCUGAGUGUGGGAAGGGGUUCACUUACUUAUCUAAGUUGAAGAGACACCAGCAGGUUCACACCAAGGACAGGCCGUACACUUGCUUAAAAUGUGGGAAGGGAUUCAUUCAGUCAUCCAACCUACUGGCACACCAGAGAGUUCACAGUGGGGAGAAGCCUCUCACCUGUUCUGAGUGCGGGAAGGGCUUCACUUAUUCAUCCAAGCUGAUGAGGCACCAGCAAAUUCACACCAAGGACAGGCCGUUCACCUGCUUAGAGUGUGGCAAGGGAUUUAUUUGGUCAUCUGAGCUGCUAAACCACCAGAGAGUUCACAGUGGGGAGAAGCCUUUCACCUGCUCCGAGUGCGGGAAGGGCUUCAAUUACUCAUUCAAGUUGGUGAGGCACCAGCAAGUUCACACCAAGCAGAGGCUGUUCACUUGCUUAGAGUGUGGUAAGGGAUUUAUUCGGUCAUCUGACCUCCUGCUACACCAGCGAGUUCACACUGGGGAGAAGCCAUUCACUUGCUCCGAGUGUGGGAAGGGAUUCACCCGGUCAUACAGCCUGACAAGACACCAGCAAGUUCACAAUGGGGAGCGGCCUUUCGUUUGCUUUGAGUGUGGGAAAGGAUUCACGGAGUCCUCUCAAUUGCUGGUGCACCAGGUGUCUCACACUGGAGAGAGGGCCUUCACCUGCUUGGAAUGUGGGAAGAGGUUCAUUCACUCGUCCCACUUGCUGACACAUCGGCGGAUUCACACCGGGGAGAGGCCGUUCACCUGCUCAGUGUGUGGGAAGGGGUUCACAUGGUCGUCACACCUGCAGAUACACCAGCGAGUUCACACUGGGGAGAGACCAUUCACUUGUCUGGAGUGUGGGAAGGGAUUCAUCCACUCAUCCCAUCUGCUGACCCACCAGAGAGUUCACACUGGAGAGCGGCCUUACACCUGUGCUGAGUGUGGGAAGGGAUUCACACAGUCCUCAUACCUAGUCAAUCAUCAGCGUGUUCACACUGGAGAGAGGCCGUUUACUUGCUCCGAGUGUGGGAAGGGGUUUAAGCAACUAUCCAAUUUGCUGACACAUCGGAUAGUUCACACUGGGGAGAAGCUGUUCGCCUGCUCUGAGUGUGGGAAGGAGUUCACUCGAUCGGCCCACCUUGUGACACACCAGCGAGUUCACACUGGGGAGAGACCAUUUACCUGUUCAGACUGUGGGAAGAGAUUCAUUCAGUCAUCCCACCUGCUGAAACAUCAGCGAGUUCAUCUGGGGAAAAAGCUUACUUCGCAGGUUGAAAUCUCGGACUCCCGAGUGUCCUCCCCCUCUUUACUGACGGUUGGUCCCGGUCACCAGUUAUCUGCGGUGCUGGGAAUCAGUGAGUUUUUGGACCGGUACAGUGAUCUACAGCUGUUCGGCCGUGUGAUGCAGCACGGCCGACUGAGUCUGUCCAGCAAAGCCGAUGGUCAAGGCAAGAGAAUUGGAGUUCACAGGAUCACAGCAAUGAAUGGAAUUUCAAACCAAACAACACAUGAAGAUUCUGAGUGUGAACAAGGCUUCAGCCAGGCAUCCGGACAGUUGAGACGCCGGACUAUUCACACCAGGGAGAAACGGUGGAUAUGUGGGGACUGCGGGAAGGGAUUCGUUUACCCGUCCCUUCUGGAAAUUCAUCGCCGCAGUCACACUGGGGACAGGCCGUUCAUCUGCCUCGUGUGUGGGAAAGGAUUUCAUGAUCCCUCCAAUUUGAGGAACCAUCAACGUGUUCACACUGGGGAGAGGCCGUACAUCUGCCCAGCAUGUGGGAAAGGAUUCUCUCAGUCAACCAGCCUGAGGAACCACAAGCGAGUCCACACUGGGGAGAGGCCGUUUUUCUGCUCUGUGUGUGGGAAGGGAUUCAGCCAGUCCUCGAGCCUGAAGGAUCACAUGCGUGUGCACACUGGGGAGAGGCCGUUCAUCUGCCCAACCUGUGGGAAAGGAUUCUCCCACUUAUCCACACUGAGGAAGCACAAUCAAGUUCACUCUGGGGAGAGGCCGUGUGUCUGCUCUGUGUGCGGAGAGGCAUUGACUGAGCCCUGCGCUUCCUGGGUCUCAGCAUUGAAUGGAAUUUCAAACCAAACAAUAUGUCAAGAUUGUUUGUGUGGACGAGUCUUCAGCCAAGCAUCUGGACAGUUGAGACGGCGAAGCAGGCACACCACAGAGAAACGGUGGAUAUGUGGGGACUGCGGGAAGGGAUUCGUUUACCCGUCCCUUCUGGAAAUUCAUCACCGCAGUCACACUGGGGACAGGCCGUUCAUCUGCCUCGUGUGUGGGAAAGGAUUCCAUGAUUCCUCCAAUUUAAGGAACCACCAGCGUGUUCACACUGGGGAGAGGCCGUACAUCUGCCCAGCGUGUGGAAAAGGGUUCUCUCAGUCAACCAGCCUGAGGAACCACAAGCGAGUCCACACUGGGGAGAGGCCGUUUUUCUGCUCUGUGUGUGGGAAGGGAUUCAGCCAGUCCUCGAGCCUGAAGAUUCACAAGCGAGUCCAUACUGGGGAGAAGCCGUUUGUCUGCUCUGUGUGUGGGAAGGGAUUCAGUCAGUCAUCAACCCUGAAGAUUCACAAGCGGGUCCAUACCAGAGAGAGGCCGUUUUUCUGCUCUGUGUGUGGGAAGGGAUUCAGUGAAUCGUCAAGCCUGAAGGAACACAUGCGUGUCCACAUUGGGGGAGGCAGUUCAUCUGCCCAACGUGCAGGAAGGGAUUCUCCCAUUCACCCACCUUGAGGAAGCACGGCUGAGUUCACACUGGGGAGAGGCCGUUUGUCUGAUCUGUGUGGAGAGGGAGUGACUGAGUCCUGGGCUGCCUGGUAGAGACAAUUUCAGCACAGAAGGAACAUUUUAAAAGUUUAAACAUCCAGUGGAUUGCAUCGUUGCCAGUGGUCACCCUGAUUUUGGUUAUUACUCACUAUAUUAUUCAGACACUGCCACAGUCGUCUGGCAUCUGCUGUUGGAAUUGACUCUCUAGUUUGCUCUGGUAUUCUCACUCAGCAUCCCUGAUAGCUUUCCACAGAUUAUACUUGGCUCUCUUGUGCAGUGCGAGGUCAUCGCCCCUGAAAGUGAACCAUUUGGGCUUUAUCAUGUUUGCAAAUACUGAUUUUUUCCAAAUUUCACAACCUGCCUGCCUUCCUCUUUUUUUAAAUCUCCUCUCUUCUUCACAAUUAAUUUUGCAGUGUUUCAGCAAUGAAAGGAAUUUCAAAGCAAACAACAUGGCACGUUCACACUCUCACCACCUUUGGUUCUUUAUCCUGAUGUUUAUAGGCUCAGUCCCCAGAACAUCAAAUACCUCCCCUAGUGAUACAUUAUGUAAGACAGAACUGGGCACUUAAGCUCAACUCAUCCACGUUACCUCCCUUAGACAGUCUCAUUUAGCUUCAUUUGGCUCAAAUCCCUGUACCUGUUCAACUAUUGGAAUUGUACCCACCUCUACCAUUUCAUCUGGCAGCUUCUGCCACAUACCUCCUACCUUCUGGUUACAGAAUGUAGCUCAAGUCCUUUUAAAACUCUCCCCUCUUAUCCUUGAGUCUAUUCUGUCCAGUUGUAGCCUCCCCUACACUGGGGAAAGGACUGAUCAUUCAUCUUAUCUACUUCCAUCACAAACUAAUGCACCUCUGUAUGGUCACCCCUCAGCUGAUAUCCCAGGGAAAGAACCACAGGCUAUUCAGCAUCUCCUUAUAACUCAUGCCCUGCAGUUCCCGUAGCAUCACUAAUAAUUGUACAUUUUAUUGGUUUUCAUUUAAGUGCACUGUUUACCAUUGUGAUCAGACAAUUCCCACUGAGGUUGUAUCAGUCAGAACCAGCAGAGAUAGAUCCCACAGACAGUAUCGAGAUGACUGGUCAGAGCUUCAGGUUUUGCUGCUGGUGUUGCAGUUGUUGAAAUGUUGGUGCCAGGUCCUUGUAGGUGGAGUUUGUGGGGAGACUGAGGUCUCCUGUGAUGGGACUUGAGUUGGUCAAACCGUUCCCAGAGGGACCACAUCCGGUGAUCUCUCUUGGCUCACUGACACCAGUUGUAACUGUACCUGUAAUAAAAUGGUGAAACAUGAACAAUCCCGAGGUAAGUUUUACUAUCUUUGUGAUAGGAACAAUAACAGGAGAGAUUCUGCAGACGCUGGGAAUUUGAACAACACACAGAAUACUCGAAGGCCUCAGCAACUCGGGCAGUGGACGGUACAUUAGCAUAGCAGUCAGCCACGACCCUUUACAGCACCAGUGAUCUUUAGAUUAGGAUUCAAUUCCUGCCAUUGAUUGUUCUUCCUCCCCAUAACUAUGUGGGUUUCCUUUUGGUGCUGUGGUUUCCUCCCACAUUCCAAAGGCAUAUGGGCUAGGGUUGGUAGGUUGUGGGCAUGCUCUGGUAGUGCCAGAAACAAGGUGACUCUUGCACAUCCUCAGACUGUGUUGGUUGUUGACAGUAAUAAUACUGCAUUUUAUUGUACAUUUUGAUGUUCAGGUGACGAAGCUAAUCUUUUAUCUCAUCUGUGGAGGGGGAAACAAUCGAUGUUUUGGUCUGAGACCCUGCAUUGGAAGGGAACAGAAGCCUGAAUAAGCUGGAGGAGAAAGAGUACAAGAUGGCAGGUGAUCUCUGAAGACAGACUCUUCAUUGACCUACAAACUGACUGUCACUUAUAAAUGUAAUUCCUUUCUCUCAGUCCCCCAGUCUCUGCCUUAUCUGUUCUCAGGACAAGAAUUUCCAUUUUGAAAAAUCUGAGAUGUUCUUUUUUUCAAAGAACGGGGGUUCUCCUCCACCACAAUUGGUCUAUCCUUGCCAGCAUCUCCUUCAUUUCCUGCACAUUGGCCCUCACCCCAUCUUUCCAUCAACCUAACAAGUUUAGUGGACUCCUUGUCCUUACCUACCAUCCCAUGUGCCUCUGCGUCCAGCACAUUCUCCUCAACUUGUGCCAUCUCCAAUGAGAUCCUACCAUAAAGCACAUCUUUCCUUCCACACUCUUUUCCGCAUUCUGUAGGAAUUGUGCUCUACAUCACUCCCUUGUCAACUCCUCCCUCCCGACUGAUCUCUUUCUGACACUUGCCCUUCAAGAGAGUCAAGUGGUACUCCUGCCUGUUCACCUUCUCUCUCACCACCAUUCAGAGUCUCAAGCAGUCUUUCAGGGUGAGAAUGCACUUCACCUGCAAGUUUGUCAGGGUCAUCUAUUGUAUAUGGUGUGGCAUCCUCUGCAUUGGUGAGACCCAGCGUAGGCUCUUUGUGGACUUCAGUUCAAAACACUGUUUGCUUGCGGUUAUUGUUUGCAUGAUUUGUUUUUUUUCUCUCUGCACAUUGGGUGUUUGACAGUCUUUGUUUUAAUGGGUUCUUUGGGGUUUCUUUGUUUUGUGGCUGUCUGUAAGGAGACAAAUGUCAAGGUUGUAUAAUGUAUACAUACUUUGAUAAUAAACGUACUUUAAACCUUGAUUUUCUUGAGAACCUUUGCUCCAUCCACUGCAA